AACUACGUCACCCAACUCCUUUCAACACCGAGCAUGUGGCUUAACUCGAUUCUGGCCACAGGAUGGCAGUGAAACCCAGACGACCCCAUCACAUACAAGCUUUCUGACCGUAAGGACACAGAUCUCCCGCCGCAGGCCAAGACGCAGAUCGUGAGAUGCGGCCCGGUCACCGGCCCUGUGUCUCCUCGCGAGCAACCCGCGGCCCAGCAGAAACACAAGAUCUGGCGGGGUGGUUCUGACGAGCGAGGCUUCAUCAGGACGCACCCCAACGGCACAGCAGGCACAACAUCCGCCCCCUGCCAUCUGUUCCUCGCAGGUCACCACCACAGGCCCACUGUGCCACAGUCUCGAUCGUUCCAUCUGAGAUCCAAAGACUGGGAGCCGUCUCUCCGCCAAAUGCGGCCGGCAAUAUGCAGCCUCCAGACGUUCAUCACUUCAAGAUAUCCAGCCCAUCUUCCCGAUCUAAGUUUCCGCCGCAACACCGACUGAAUCCUUCUUCGUCACACAAGCCCGAUAUCAAGUCCAGUGGCUUUGCAUUUGCUGUCAGUAAACUUGAGAUGAUCCCGAUUUUCGACCCCGAUUGAUGCUCCCCUUUUGCGACAGUGGCCAGCAUGGGGAAAAGUCCGAGAUCGCAUCCUGUAUCUAAAGUAACAAAAUGAUCUUGCUAUAAAUGACACCUCGUCCAAGAUUCUGUCCCUGUUUUCGUUCUCCUCUUCAGGAUACUCAGGCAGUCAUCUUCACUUCUAGUCCUUCCUUCAAACCCUUCAUAGAUCUUUCGCUCCUUUCGGCUGUGCCGUCUCUCAUUCCUUUCACGCACCAUUCAAGAUUUGCCGUUCUCUUUCCACAUCCACACUCCUACAAACAUGCACGCCCCCACCCUCGCUCAAGCCCUCGCCGGCGGUCUCCUCGCCGCCGCAUCUGUCGCCGGCUUCACUGGCGUUGACACAAGGGCCAUCACACUUCGUUAUGCAGGAGCCCUAGUAGCAGGAGCAGCCAUCCCGGUUGCAAACGCUGUCCCUGCCCCUCAAUAUGCCCGGGUCCUUCGUGCCAGGGGUGUUGGCAAGGCUACUGCUCCUCGCAGCGCAACGAAGAGAAGCCAGACCAAAGCUACCCGUGUCAAGGCCCGUGGAGGAAAGGGCAAGAACGACGACGGUGAUGAUGACGACAAUGGUAACGGCAACGGCAACGGCAACGGCAACGGCAACGGCAACGGCAACGGCAACGGCAACGGCAACGGCAAUGGUAACGGCAAUGGAAAUGGCAAUGGCAAUGGUAAUGGCAAAGGGAAGGGCAAUGAUGCGGAUGCGGGUGAUGAUUUCGAUGAUGAUGAUAAUGGACGUGGAAAGGGGAAGGGCAACAUGGGUGGUGGUGGUGGUGGUGGUGGUGGUAAUGGCAAUGGUAAUGGCCAGGGAGGAGGCGCCAACGGUGGUGCUGAUGCCAAUGCUGGUGCUGAUGCUGACGCCGGAACUGGAGCCAAUGCAGGAGCUGAUGCGAAUGCCGGGGCUGAUGGGAACGCUGGUGCUGGAGCAAAUGCCAACGCCGGAGCGGACGCUAAUGCCGGUGCCGGAGCCAAUGCCAAUGUCAAUGCUGGGGCUGGGGCCGAUGCCAAUGCUGGAGUUGAUGCCAACGCUGGGGCAGAUGUUAAUGCCGGAGCCGGAGCAAAUGCUAAUGCCGGGGCCGGUGUCAAUGCCGGCGCUGACGCUAAUGCCGGAGCUGGGGCUGAUGGCGGCAUGAACAACGGGAAUGUUGGUGCCGGGGCCGGGGCAGAUGCCAAUGCCGGAGCCGGAGCAGAUGCUAAUGCCGGCGCCGGAGCUGUCAUUACCCCUCCCAACAACGGCACCCUUGCUGCCAAUGGCACCCUUGCCAGCAACGACACGGCCAGCGCCACUGACGCCGCGGCGGCAUCAGCCCUCAAACGCGGCGUUGCGGUCGUGGAUCUGACUGCCCACAUGGAGUAAACUACCUGGUGAUGGGGCGUUUCGGGGAGACCAACUGCCACAUGGUAUACAUGGAACUCGGGCACGGAACACGCUGGUACAUUUAUAGAUAUUGAAGAUGUAGUGGGCAUAGAUAAUAGAAUUGUACAUACUGGAUUCUCAAACCUCUUGCG
Podospora bellae-mahoneyi is the source of this 2110-nucleotide messenger RNA. RefSeq lists its product as uncharacterized. The transcript is spliced from 2 exons. NCBI's taxonomy places the organism in Eukaryota, Fungi, Ascomycota, Sordariomycetes, Sordariales, Podosporaceae. The record is from RefSeq and is a predicted model, not a curated record. The coding region runs from base 864 to 1958 and encodes 364 amino acids.